AACUGAGGAAGAGUUUAACAAGUUAUUUGAGAAAUCGGGUAAUGUCUUAACAAGAUCUGUGGCAAAAUUUGAAAGAUCCAGUCAAGGAAAUCUUCAUGUACAUGUAGUUUUAACAUUUUCAAAAAGAGUGAGUAUGAAAUAUGUUAAGCAGUUAGUUGGGUGUGAGAGGAUUUCUUUUCCACCUGGUAUUACAUGUAGUGGAACUUCAAAAGACAAUGAAGAUUACGUGCUAAAAAAUUGGGGCCGUUGUGUUAUCCACCACAAACCAAAGGAAGGAAAGUUUUGUAAAUGUUCUUUUUCUAUCAAAGAAGAUAUUAGCAAAUGUUCACUUUGUAAGAGUUCUUGUAUAAGUGUACGAAAGAAAGAAUUGUUAGAUGAGGAAGGUGCUGGACCAUUUAUUUUUGGAAAAUUUCGUGUAUUAGAAGGCUCGUCAGAUGAAACAGUUGAUAAACUUAAUGAAAUUAGACUAGAUAAUGAAUACAAAAAGCAAAAAAUUAUAGAAAAUCUUAGUGUUGGAUCAACAAAUAUCGAUAUUAUUAGUAAUUUAGAAGGUAUCCCAACAUCCUAUGUUGAUACAUAUUCAGGUAUAAAAGCACUUUCAAAGGAUUUAGAAAAGUUAAAAAAUAGAGUAAAACAUAUACCAGAAAAAAAGUUUUAUCCAAAAAAUUUCUUGUUUUAUGGUGAUUCUGGAUCCGGAAAAACAUCAUUGAUUCAAAAAAUAAGCAAGGAUUUAGCAAAAGGAAAAGAUAUUUGCAAGAAAGCAAAUGAUUCAAAAUAUUUCGAUGAAUAUAAUAAUCAAGAAGUUAUUUGCAAACAAGAGCUAUCACAUGAUACUUGGAAGUUUCAAGAUCUGUUGAAUCUUUGUGAAAAAGAUGAAUGUAUUAUCAAACAACGAAACAAAAAAACCUAUAGAGUUUACGUUAAAAGUGAGGAGUCGAGAAUAGCUUUGCAUAGAAGAUUUUCAAAAUCAUUAGUGUAUACUCAUGGCUAUAUGAUCAAGAUGUUGGGGCGAUAUGUUGAUGGGAAGGUUAAUUAUUGCUUUGCGUGGUUGGAACCUGAUGAACCAGGUGAUUUGUUAGAUUUUAUUAAUGGGAGAUUUCAUAUUAAAUUUGCAGAGAAUGUUAAUAUUGAAGAGGCAAAAAGAUACGUUUAUGAUGAUGAUUUCGAAAAUUUGUUUGAGAAAGAUGGUGAUGUUUUCAUGAAACGAGAGAUAGACAUGAAUGUAGUAUUGGGCGGCGUGAUUGCAAAUGUAGAUGUUGACAAUCAUAGUUUUACGGUAUAUAAUCGAUAUUGGAAUGGUGAUCUUCCUUUCAAUAUCAUUAUUCCAGAUAAUUUAGAAUCAUUGCAUAAGAAUUUACGUCAAAAAUUGUAUUGGGUUGAGAAAAAGCCCAUUAAUUUUAUUGAAAAUAAUAUAGAAUUAGAUCCACAAAUAGAAUCAAGCACUAAACGUAAAUUAGAUGAUACAGAAAUAGAAGAUAGAGAAAAAGAAAAGCAUGUAAAGCUUGAUUAA
Messenger RNA from Dentiscutata erythropus, 1510 nucleotides. Lineage: Eukaryota; Fungi; Glomeromycota; Glomeromycetes; Diversisporales; Gigasporaceae. The record is from the annotation of a GenBank genome assembly.